Rotaria socialis is the source of this 564-nucleotide messenger RNA. The record is from the annotation of a GenBank genome assembly. NCBI's taxonomy places the organism in Eukaryota, Metazoa, Rotifera, Eurotatoria, Philodinida, Philodinidae.
AUGGCACAUGAUAUGUGGUUUUCAUCAUUUAAAUCAAUGUUUGACGAAGCUUUAGAUAACUACGAUAUUUCUGGAUGGAAAAUCAAACGAAUGCCAAACAAUGUGGACACAGACCGACGAGCAUUAGAAGCGGGACGACGAAAAGGCUGGCCAUUCCGCCUACACAAUGGCAGGGCUAAAUUUGAGUGCCCGUGGUGUAGAAAAAAAUGGACUUCAGCUUACACAACGAUUGUUUGGAGAGCUAAUUGGAACGCAGGUGUUAUUCAGAUUAAUAUAGAAGAACAAGGCUGCCAAAGAUGUAACAGAAUGGGUAAAGUAUCAGUUAUUGAUGAAGAGCAUAUCAAAUUUGCCUUGGAUUGGAUGUGCCAAUGGCUACUGGAGGUUUUCUAUGGAAUAAGAAAUGAAGAGAACAGUAGUAGUGACGAUGAGCCUGAUGAAGAGAAAAAAAUUACGGAUCCACACGAUUGCGGCCGUUGUAACGCCGGAAAAAAGGGAACAUGCAAAAAAUGUAACUUAAUUUUCCGGCAACAAAUGGUUUUUGUGAAUAACCAGAGAAGGCGGUGA